Messenger RNA from Mytilus californianus (California mussel), 860 nucleotides. RefSeq names its product putative nuclease HARBI1. Bases 195 to 860 code for a protein of 221 amino acids. The record is from RefSeq and is a predicted model, not a curated record. The transcript is spliced from 2 exons. Lineage: Eukaryota; Metazoa; Mollusca; Bivalvia; Mytilida; Mytilidae.
UUCAACUUGUCGUUAAAUUAAACGAGUCGUUAAAUUUUACUAAUCACUGCGUUAAAUUUAAUCAGUCCAUUAUCAUGUUGUUCAACUUGUCGUUAAAUUUAACGAGUCGUUUAAAAUUGUCAAAGUGUCGUUAUAUUUAAUCGACCUCAUUGAGGUUGAUUAAAUUUGAAUCAGUUGAUUAACCUCAAUCUAAGAUGGCUGUCAAUGUAUUGUUUCAACCACCUGUUGUAAGGAGAGAGCGACAUUUUCGUGGUUUUGACCCUCUUGAAAGGGAAUUUUCUGAUGAGGAGCUAAGGCAGAGGUAUAGAUUUGGCAGAGAGACCAUUGAGUACUUGUCUGAUUUAAUGAGAGGGGAUCUGGAGCGUGGGACAAAUAAGGAGACAGCCCUUUCAGUGGAACAACAGGUUAUGAUUGCCUUGAGGUUUUAUGGCAGUGGAUCUCACUUGCAAGUUGUUGGGGACACAAUGGGAUUUGACAAAUCAACUGUGUCUCGGGUGAUCGACCGUGUGACGGAGUUAUUAGUUGCCAGGAAGGACGAGUUCAUAUCGUGGCCAGAUAACCAGAGGAAGAACGUAAUAAGGGCUGGGUUUUAUGAAAAGGCUGGUUUUCCAAACGUGGUUGGAUGCAUUGAUGGGACCCACAUAAGGAUUACUGGGCCUAGCAUUGAUGAACCAGCAUUUGUUAACAGAAAGGGGUUCCACAGCAUCAACGUACAAGCCAUUUGUGACCAUGAAGGUAGAUUCACCAACAUCAGUGCUAGGUGGCCAGGAUCAGCACAUGAUUCUCAUGUUUUCAGAACCUCAGCCAUAGGACAACAUCUUGAGAAUGGAUAUCAAGGAAUUGGACAAGGUGUAUUGUAA